Messenger RNA from Elaeis guineensis (African oil palm), 722 nucleotides. NCBI's taxonomy places the organism in Eukaryota, Viridiplantae, Streptophyta, Magnoliopsida, Arecales, Arecaceae. The record is from RefSeq and is a predicted model, not a curated record.
ACAGCUCUCUUCCUUAUUCCAAAAUGGCCUCCUCGACUUCCCUCACUCUCCUCUUCUUCUCCUUCCUCCUCCUCACCCUCUCCCAUGCCGCCACCUUCAACGUCGUCAACCAAUGUUCCUACACCGUGUGGGCUGCAUGGGCAGACCUCAGCAACAACGGCGGCGGCCAGCAGCUCAACCAGGGUGAGACCUGGAUAGUCACCGUCCACGCCGGCACUACCGCUAACCGCAUAUGGGGCCGUACUGGCUGCUCCUUCGAUGCCAACGGCAACGGGCACUGCCAGAGUGGCGACUGCGGCAAACUCGCCUGCACCUCCUAUGGCUCCCCACCCAACACCCUCGCCGAAUUCGCCCUCAACCAGAACUCCCCCGGCUACUACAACAACCUCGACUUCAUCGACAUCUCCCUCGUUCAGGGAUUCAACGUGCCCAUGGACUUCCGCUCCACCUCGUCCGACUGCAGCGUAGACAUCCAAUGCACUGCCGACGUCGUUGGGCAGUGCCCCAGCGCACUCAAAGUGGCCGGCGGCUGCGAUGACCCAUGCACCAUCUUCAACACUCCUCAAUACUGCUGCCCUAGCGGCUCCAGCUGCGAGCCGACCACCUAUUCUGAGUUCUUUAAGAGCCUGUGCCCGAACGCGUUUAGCUACCCCAAAGAUGAUGCCACCAGCAUCUUCACCUGCCUCGGCGGGACUAACUACAAUGUUACCUUCUGCCCUUGA